Molecule: messenger RNA, 1917 nt
Organism: Arachis stenosperma
Lineage: Eukaryota; Viridiplantae; Streptophyta; Magnoliopsida; Fabales; Fabaceae
Exons: 5
Coding region: 1-1917 (638 amino acids)
Biological process (GO): telomere maintenance; DNA repair
Molecular function (GO): DNA helicase activity
Source: RefSeq, a predicted model, not a curated record
AUGUUUACUGCUUGGAUGAUGGCUAAUCGAACAUAUGUUGAAGGGCGAACACUAACAUAUGUUGAGUUUCCAAGUAAAUUUGUUUAUGAUUUACAAUCUCGACAGUGGAAACCAAGAAGAAGGGGAUUUUCUAUAGGAAGAUUGAGUUUUGUUCAUCCUUCAACUGGUGAGCUGUUCUAUAUGCGUAUGCUUCUCAAUGUGCAAAAAGGAUGCACCAGUUUUCAAAGUAUAAGGACUGUCAAUUCUGUUUUAUAUGAUACAUUCCAAGAGGCAUGUUCUGCAAUGGAUUUUUUAAUAGAUGAUAAUGAGUUUGUCUUGGCCAUUAAUGAAGCGGCUGAGUUAUCUUCUGGCGCCCAAUUGAGAAAACUUUUUGUUUCAUUGUUAAUAUCUGGUUCUGUCUCUAGGCAAAGUGAGCUUCAUUUUCCAGGAAUAACAAUGACUGACGAAGAGUUACAAACAUUUUGUCUAAUAGAGAUAGAGAAAUUGCUACAGGCCAAUAGAAAAUCAUUAAGAGAUUUUGCUGGUAUGCAGCUUCCUAAUGUUAAUUUGGUCUCACAAUUUAGUAAUUCUAUGGUGUUGCGUGAAUUAGAAUAUGACAUUUCUGUGAUGCUUGAAGGACACGAUUCAAAUUUUCCAAAGUUGAAUGAAGAACAGAAGUCAAUCUAUGAUAGGAUUAUACAUUGUGUUACUAACAAAGAACACGGAAGAAUUGCUAUUAAUGUUUCUUCAAGUGGAAUUGCUUCAUUAUUAUUACCUGGUGGUAAGACAACCCAUUCUAUGUUUGGUAUCCCAAUUGAAUUGAAUGAAGAUACUAUUUGUAGAAUUCCGAAAGAUAGUCCUAAGGCUGAUUUAAUUCGACUUGCUGAGUUGAUUAUUUGGGAUGAAGCUCCAAUGACUAACAAGUUGGCAUUUGAAGCUUUAGACAGAAGUUUUCGAGACAUAAUGACGUCGAUUUCAGUGUCUUACAAAGAUCUACCUUUUGGAGGAAAAAUCAUUGUUCUUGGAGGUGAUUUUCGACAGGUUUUGCCUGUUAUUCCUAAAGCUUCUCGUGCUGAGAUUGUUAUGGCAUCAAUCAAUUCUUCAAUUCUUUGGAAGCACUUUGAAAUUGUAGAAGGGCGUAUUGAGACAAUAAUUAACGAAAAGCUUUUAGUUCAAAUUCCAAAUGAGUUUCUGAUUUUUCCUUCUGAUAAUCCAAUUGAUGAUAUUAUAAAUGCAAUUUAUCCUAACAUAGUUAGAAACUUUGAUGAUACUGGUUUUUUUCAAGAUAGAGCCAUAUUAGCUCCAACAGUAGAGAUUAUUGAAGAAAUCAAUGAUCACAUUGUUCAAUUGCUACUUGGGAUAGAAAAAGAAUAUCUAAGUGCUGAUUCUAUAUGUGGUAGUGAUGCUUAUUGUGACGUUGAUGUUGAUUGGAUAAAUACUAAGUUUUUGAAUCAAAUAAAAUAUUCAGGGUUAUCAAAUCACUCAUUGAAAUUGAAGAAAGGUGUGCCUAUUAUUUUGUUGAGAAAUAUUGAUCCAGCUGGUGGCUUAUGCAAUGGUACUCGCUUUAUUGUUAGCGAUCUAGGAACAAAUGUGAUUGGAGCUGAGAUUGUCUCAGGGAGUCACAUUGGAGAUAAAGUUUUCAUUCCUCGGAUGAAUUUAAUUCCGAGUGACACUGGGAUACCUUUCAAAUUUCAACGGAGACAAUUUUCUAUAAACUUGUGUUUUGUAAUGACUAUCAAUAAGAGUCAAGGUCAAACUCUAUCCAGUGUUGGACUAUUCUUGCGUCGACUGAUAUUUUUUCAUGGUCAACUCUAUGUCGCUAUUUCUCGAGUGAAGAGCAAAGAUGAUUUAAGAAUUUUGGUAUCUGGCGAGGAAAAUGAUGAUUCUACUUUAACUCAUAAUAUCGUAUUUAAAGAAAUAUUUGAUAAGAUUUUAUAA